GAUUACAUCUGUGCUGUUGUGCAACGGGCUGUAUUUAAAGCAGCUGCCCACCUUGAGCAGCACAGAGAUUGAGUCCAGCAUAUCUAGUGUACUACAGUUACGAGGCCAGCGCCAGACUCUCCAAAAUGAGCGACAACCCAGUUAAAGAAGAAGUGCAGAAGUUCGACAAGAAAUGCCUAAAGAAGACGAACACGGCGGAGAAGAACACUCUGCCCACUAAAGAAGACAUCGAGCAGGAGAAGAAGGCUGGAGAUGGAGGCAAAUGAAUGCAAGCCGUGCCGCUCUCCUCCCGGACCCCUGCUCCGCUCCUGCAUAUCCCUAAUCAUUCAUUUUAAAACCGUGUGAACUGCAGAAUCAUGUAUGUAAUUGGAACCGUGGAUAUUUUCGAUCUUCUGAUCAUGUGUGAUUUCGAGAGGAGAUGAUGAUGCUGUGGCAGUUAAAGAGCACACUUCUGUAUCUGUCAUCACCAGCCAAUGGCUGCUCGCUUCAGUCUGCUGCCAUUCUGUGCUGGCUGUUCUUCAAAUAACAUGUGAGAUGAUAUUUUUGUUUAAUAAAUGAGAAUAAAAAUGU
Messenger RNA from Onychostoma macrolepis, 570 nucleotides. RefSeq names its product thymosin beta 1 (gene tmsb1). The transcript has 3 exons. NCBI's taxonomy places the organism in Eukaryota, Metazoa, Chordata, Actinopteri, Cypriniformes, Cyprinidae. Bases 126 to 266 code for a protein of 46 amino acids. Gene Ontology annotation, molecular function: actin monomer binding. The record is from RefSeq and is a predicted model, not a curated record. Gene Ontology annotation, cellular component: cytoplasm. Gene Ontology annotation, biological process: regulation of cell migration; actin filament organization.